Molecule: messenger RNA, 2982 nt
Organism: Aspergillus puulaauensis
Lineage: Eukaryota; Fungi; Ascomycota; Eurotiomycetes; Eurotiales; Aspergillaceae
Exons: 3
Coding region: 1-2982 (993 amino acids)
Biological process (GO): nucleoside metabolic process
Molecular function (GO): protein binding; catalytic activity; ADP binding
Source: RefSeq, a predicted model, not a curated record
AUGGCGGCAGCCCAGGCGCUCCUGGAUGAGGUCCAUGAAUGCCUCCCCGUGCAUGGAAACGACCACAACACCUACACACUUGGGGCCAUAGGUGAACAUAAUGUCGUUAUUUGCUGCUUGCCUAGCGGCAUAUACGGCACUUCGUCUGCACAGGGAGUAGCCGCCGGGUUACUGUCCAGCUUUCCGUCUAUCCGGUUUGGUCUCAUGGUAGGGAUUGGAGGCGGAGUGCCCAGCAAGGACGCGGAUGUCCGACUCGGAGAUGUGGUGGUCAGCAAACCAACAGGUAUAUGCGGAGGGGUGGUGCAGUAUGAUUAUGGCAAAUCAUUGACUUCUGAGGGCGCCGAUGGGUUCCAGCGCACAGGCAUGCUGAACCAACCACCCCAGUUCCUCCUAACGGGACUUUCUAAACUGCAGGCAAACCACCUUGGACAGUGCAGGCGCUAUCUGGACUUCCUGACGGCGCUCGAACCGUCGAAGCCUUCUCAGGAAGAGUCUGCUUUCGUUCGCCCGAUAGAGGAUGAUUGUUUAUACCCAGCUGAUUAUGAACAUGCUGAUUCCGAUUACUCCAGCUGCAGCUCCUGUGAUCCAGCCAAGGCCAUCUCACGCCCGCGACGUGAUCCCGCCGGAAUACCAGUUGUACAUUACGGACUUAUUGCAUCAGGGAAUACGCUGGUGAGAAAUGCAAGACUCCGAGACAAGUUGAGAAAGGAGUUGGGCGUCUAUUGUGUAGAAAUGGAAGCUGCAGGGCUGAUGAACAGCUUCCCCUGCCUAGUCGUUCGCGGUAUUUGCGACUAUGCGGAUUCACACAAAAAUAAGAAGUGGCAGGGAUACGCAGCUGCAGUAGCUGCGGCAUUAACCAAAGAGCUCCUCUUGCUGGUUUCGGGUUAUAGAAUUGAGCAAACACACCUCACUCAGGUUGCAGUCGCAGACUCUGCAGAAAAGUUCCGUGUGCCUUUCGACCUCCUGGGUGUGCCGGCUAUUGAUGAAUUUGUUGGGCGCCAGAACGAACUGGACAGCUUAUGGGCUGCACUACGACCUGGGGACCCCCAGAUACGAAAGAUAGCCAUUCUACAUGGACUAGGCGGAAUCGGCAAGACCCAACUUGUAAUCAGGUUCGCUAGGGUGCACAAAGACGACUGCAGCGCAAUCUUCUGGUUCAAUGCCAGGGACAGAGGUACAUUGACCCAAUCUCUGGCAUCUGCAUUUCCAAGAGUAACGGAGGAGAGAUAUCCAAGUUUCAUUGCAGGCAAGGACGAGAUGGGCCGCAGAGCACAGAAUAUGUUGGAAUGGCUGGAAAAAGAGCGAAACUCGAGAUGGCUGCUGAUUUACGACAAUGUGGACCAAAGUCCUUUACAAAACGAAGAUAGCGGACAUGGAGAGGUAUACGACGUAUCCGAGUUUAUACCAACGGCUGAUCAUGGAUCAAUAAUCAUUACUACCCGAAUCACGCAUUUGUUGGAGUUGGGCCAGGGCCAUGCAGUACAAAAAAUGAGCCCGAGGGACGCGAGACAUCUAUUGUUCCGCAGUGCUGGCCUCUCUAGCCAAGCAGAAGACGAUUUGAAAAUUGACCCUGAGAUCAAUGAACUCGGUUGCCGACUGGAUGGAUUGCCACUGGCAAUUACACUAGCAGGGUCAUACAUGCUACAAACCGGAAUGAGUUUCGGUCAGUAUCUGAAGCAUUAUCAGACAUCAUGGAGCAAAUUAAUGGCUUCCUCGGCACCAUCGCGGCAUUAUCCGUCCGGCAAUAUACUGACUACCUGGACGGUCAGUUACGAGGCGGUUCGGAAAACGCAUCCAAGCUCUGCAGAGCUAUUGCUUUUACUUGCCGUGUUUGACAAUCGAGACAUCUGGUUUGAAUUGAUACAAGGUUGCUCUCAAGCGUGGGAUCUACCUUGCUGGUUCUGCCAGGUUGCCUCUGACCAUCUCUCGUUUAUGGCCGCAAUGAAACCACUAAUCGGCUUCUCGCUCGUCGAGACGAAGCUAGAACAGGGAAGCUAUUCAAUACAUCCCGUCUUGCAGGACUGGUGUCUUCAUUCCAUUAUCAAAAAGUGCGAAAGCAGCCGUUCAGAUAGACUGAAGGCAAUGGCACUGGUGUCGCUCGGUAAUACGUCACCUCUUUUGAGUAAAACGGAGAAGUCGAGAUUGCAACAACGAUUGCUUCCACACGCGGAUCGGAUGUUGCAUUUACUAAGGACUUGGAAGGUACCUGAGGAACCAAACAUUUACCCGGCAGUUCAUGAUGUAGGCUGCCUCCACUUGAGCCAGGGACAACUGCGAAGGGCAGAGGAAUCGUACCAAUGUGCACUCGAAGGGAAAGAGAACCUUCUGGGGCCAGACGACACUUCGACUCUUGAGACAGUGAAUAAUCUGGGCCUGGUUUAUACCAAUCGUGGCAAGCUGCAGGAUGCGGAGCAGAUGUGCCAGCGUGCACUCCGUGGCAGGGAAAGAGUGCUAGGUGUAUCCGAUGUCUCUACCCUGGAGUCAAUCAAUAACCUCGGAUUCUUGUACACAAGGAAAGGAAAUCUGCCAAAAGCAGAAAGACUAUACAAGAGAGCAUUAUCAGGCUAUCAGAAAGCACUGGGUCCAAACAACACACGCACUCUCGACACAAUAAAUAACCUCGGACUCCUAUACGCCAAAUGCGGUAAAUUGAAGCAAGCUGGCAACAUGUACGAGCAAGCAACUGAGGGCUUCGAGAAUCUACUUGGCCCCAACCACACAUCAACUCUGAUUGUCGCAAACAACCUCGCAGACAUCUACUGUAGCGAAGGGGAAAUACUAGGGACCCGCCGUUUGUAUGAAGGGGCUUUAACGGGCUAUAAGAAGGUUUUCGGUCCAGACCACAAGUCAACCCUCAUGAUAGCCGACAACCUUGCAAAUAUUUCCAAGGAUCAGGCGAAUCUGUCCAGCAGCGAGAAAAUAUCCCCUCCAGGUCAUACAGACAGCCGCAAAACGAAAAGAGGGACUGUCAGUGGCAGCUGA